This is a messenger RNA of Octodon degus (degu), 2030 nucleotides long. RefSeq names its product DEP domain containing 7 (gene Depdc7). The coding region runs from base 406 to 1971 and encodes 521 amino acids. Gene Ontology annotation, biological process: intracellular signal transduction. The record is from RefSeq and is a predicted model, not a curated record. NCBI's taxonomy places the organism in Eukaryota, Metazoa, Chordata, Mammalia, Rodentia, Octodontidae. The transcript is spliced from 10 exons.
GAAUGUGGGUCUGUUCGCGCACUGCUCAAAUCGAACUCGGUGAAGCGGUACUAGUGCAACCCCGCGUCUCAGCUGAGGCCAAUGAGCCGGAUCCCAGGCCCAACCCACCACCAGGCCUGCUUCAGGCCGGGGGGUCGGAACCCAGAACCGUGGUGCUCGCCGCAGCCCCUCCGAGGCCCCACCGAAGAAAUACUUCCCUCCGGGCCCCAGAGCACAGGCGGCGAUCCAGGCUUUUGGAGCGCAGUGGGAGCAGGCUACAACCAGCUCCUGGAGACACGUGACGCGUGUGGGCGGGACUUUACAAGGCCCCGCCCCUAGCAGUUAAAUAGAGGCGGCGGCGCGGCUGGCGGGGUUCGCAGAGCAGCUACGGUGUCGAGGUUGGUCAGGGUCCUUGCAGCCAGGGCUAUGGCCUCGGUGCAGGAGAAGGCGGCCGCGCUGAACCUCUCGGCUCCGCAGGUCCCCGCGCAGAAGCCUCCAGUACCAGGGAUUGAACUCAGGACUUUGUGCUUGCCAGGUCUCAGCGUGGCCCAGAAGCCCUUCGGAGCCACCUACGUGUGGAGCAGCAUCAUAAACACCCUCCAAACACAAGUGGAGGUGAAGAGGCGAAGGCAUCACUUAAAGCGGCACAACGACUGCUUCGUGGGCUCCGAGGCCGUAGACGUCAUCUGCUCGCACCUAAUGCAGAACAAGUACUUCGGAGACGUGGAUAUUCCUCGGGCCAAAGUGGUGAGAGUGUGCCAGGCACUCAUGGACUACAAAGUCUUCGAAGCAGUUCCGACCAGAGUCUUCGGAAAAGACAAAAAACCUACGUUUGAAGAUAGCAGCUGCAGCUUGUAUAGAUUCACGACAGCACGGAGCCAAGACAGUCAGUUAGGCAAGGAGAACAAACUGCAUUUACCCUCCGGGUACCCGGGUACACAAUCAUCUGAUAUCAAAUCGGACAGUUUGGAAGAGCUGUGGGACAAUUUGAGUUUAAAGCCUGCUAAUUCCCCUCACGUAAAUCUCUCUGCAACCCUGUCUCCACAAGUUAUUAAUGAAGUAUGGCAGGAAGAAACGAUUGGGCGGCUGCUACAACUUAUAGACCUUCCACUUCUUGACUCCUUACUCAAACAGAAAGAGGUUGUAUGUAAAGUUCCUCAACCAGAGAGGCAGCCUGACAUGAUUGCCAGCAGUAACUACCUGGACCGAGGGAUCCUCAAGGCCUACAGUGACUCCCAAGAGGACGAGUGGCUGUCUGCAGCCACCGACUGCCUGGAGUACCUCCCAGACCCCAUGGUGGUUGCCGUAAGCAGAAGCUUCCCUGAGCAGCCCGGAAGAACAGACCUGGUGAAGCAGCUUCUCUUUGAUGCCAUUGGCAAAUACUACAGCACUAGGGAGCCGCUACUGAAUCACUUGUCUGAUGUUCACAAUGGAAUUGCAGAGCUCCUAGUAAAUGGCAAGACUGAAAUAGCACUAGAAGCUACUCAGCUCUUCCUGAAGCUUUUGGAUUCUCAAAAUAGAGAAGAAUUUAGACGACUACUAUACUUCAUGGCUGUUGCAGCACACCCUUCGGAAUUUAAAUUACAGAAAGAAAGUGACAAUCGAAUGGUUGUGAAAAGGAUAUUCUCAAAAGCUAUCGUUGACAAUAAAAAUUUAUCCAGAGGCAAAACUGAUCUUCUAGUACUCUUUUUAAUGGAUCAUCAAAAAGAUGUUUUUAAGAUUCCUGGAACUCUACAUAAAAUUGUCAGUGUUAAGCUUAUGGCAAUACAAGAAGGAAAAGAUCCAAAUAAAGACACAGGAUAUAUUUACUGCCAGAGAAUUGACCCAAGUGACUAUUCCACCAGCACACAGAAGAAAACAAAAGAUGAAUUGUUGAAUUUACUAAAAGCUAUUGAUGAGGAUUCUAAACUAUCUGCCAAAGAGAAGAAGAAACUGCUGGGUCAGUUCUAUAAGUGUCAUCCAAAUGUCUUUAUUGAGUAUUUUGGAGACUGAAUUUCUAAUGUCUGUAUAUAAGUUGUGUAUUUUAAAAAUAAAUUAUCCUAAAGAUCUAA